AGGCAUUUUUAAAGAUAACUUAGUGGAAAGCACGUGAUACUAGAACUAUUGAGAAAGUAAUCGUGCGCUCGUUGUUUCUGUCAUGGCUGCUGUCAAGCUAGGAGCUGUACGCACGUGAAGACUACAAAUGAAGGGUUAAUCUUUGUCAGAAGCUUCGGAGGAUCUCUCUGUGCCCUGGUGAUGAUAACAUGAGCAUGUAUAAAUCAGGUUUGGACAUGCUCAGAUGUGCUCUGAGAUCCACGCCACGGUGUAAACGUGACUCUUUUAUACGGACACACAAGUCUUCAUGUUAUAAAAGCAGAAGCUUUGCUGUGCCAUCUCAGCUGGGCAGAAGCACGCAAGGGCACGCAUUAAAACAAGUGCGCUAUUACUGGCCGAGCGGAGAAGGAUUUCUAAAUGAACGAGCCACUGCUUCUCCAGAGACCAGCGAUCUCUCAGGUAAAGCGAAAAGGACUCCUUUCUACACACAUUUGCAGAAUUGCACGUGCCCAACGGACGUGUUGGACACAUUGGAGCAGUUCCCAGCGUCGCAGCAGAACGUCAGCAGCGUCUUCUCACGCAUGUGGGAGAUCUCGAAGACCAUGAAGGACGAGCAGCUGCGCUGUGAGCUGCAGCAGAUGUUUGAGCACCCGGAGUUUAAGGAGGUCUGCGGACGGGCCAUGACCGACGCCUGGCGCAUGAGGAGCAGCGAUCUGACCUACUGCCUGCUGGCCAUCGUCAGCCUGGGAGUUUCACAAAAGACACAGGUUGUCCAGACGCUGCUGCGCGUCAUACAGGAGCGGCUGAAUACGUUCGAUGAAAAGUCUCUUUCAAUAUUGGCUUCCUGUAUUCAAGACAUGGAGGACAGCAGGAACGUUCAGGCCCUGAGAGAGGCUUUAAGGUUGCUGCUAAAGGAUCGUAUUCCUGAGAUCCAGAGUGUGGUUGUUCUGCAGAGCAUGAUGCGCGCUGUGGGAAAAAACACUCCGAUACAUCUGAAGAAGCAGCUGGCGAUCAAAGCUCUGUCGUUGGCGGAUAAGUUCAGUUCAGCCAACAUCCAGUACAUGUUCAUCAGCCUGGCUGCCAUGGAGCUGAACUUCAAACCUCUCCUGGAUUUGUGCAGCAAGAGAUUAUCUGAAAACGUGCAUGAAUUUUCCUUUUCUACACUUCUUUCGGUACUGAAGUCCUGCAAUAAGCUUCACUACAGGAACUACACCCUCUUCUGCUCCAUCUCGGACUUCAUGGCCAACACGUUUGAUAUGUGGUCCAACAGAGAGGUGACUCUCUUUCUAGUAAUGUUUGAGGAUCUCUUGUUCAGACCCGUGGUCCUGUUGGACGCAUUUGCAGAGAGAAUCAUCCAGAAGUCUGAAAGUCUGACCCUGAAGAAUCUUCUUUCCGUUUUAAAAGUCUUUUCGCUCCUAAAUCACGACCUGAAAGAAAAAAAACCACUGUUUCUGGACUGUGUAACAAUGGUCUUGGAGUCCUACCUUCCAAAGAUGUCUCCCACGGAACUACUAAAAGCCGUCCACUAUCUGGGAUUGCUGGAGCAUUUCCCCCAAACCUUGCUGGAAAAACUGCUGCAGAAGGGCCCGCUGGACCAGCUCUUAGAGAGAAGCCAACAGUCAGAAAACAUCCAGAGGUGGCUGUCCAUGUUAGAUCUGUGUUUGCGACUGGAUAAACCUCAGCUGCCGCCGUCGCCGACCUCUCUUCCAGACCUGCACUUCUCACGGCCUGCUCUUACGGUCACGGCCAACAGUGACGUGCAGAGUGCGGUCAGGAGCAUCGUGGGAAAUGAUGCCGUUCAGGACAGUGUGCUGGAGCAGGGCAUUUAUUUCAUUGAUUGUGUGAUUACGCUGCCUCGUCAGACAGAAGAAGCCCGUGGCCUCAAUGCAGAGGAUUCUGGGUCACCUCAGUCUGCCCAAAGGAUCGCGGUGGUCUGCACCACCCAUAAUUCAUUUUGCUUUGGCACAACGCAUCCUCGAGGCAGCUUGGUUAUUAAACUUCGCCAUCUUGAAAAACUUGGUUAUAAACCUGUUUUGGUUCCUGUCUUUGAGCUCAGCUCUAAAACUGAGGAAGAGAAGAUUAAAAUGCUACAAAAGCUAAUUUUUCCAGAACAGGAAUCCGGCGCUACACAGGAAAUACCACACGAUAGUCCAAAAAAUGAGUAAAAUCCACUGUGUUUUAUUUCCCCUCGUGUACUGGGGACAUUUUGAUCUUAGUCUGAGAUGGAAAUAUGAUGCAUACUAUUUAUUGAUGUAUAAUAUCAAUACUGUACUGCUUUGUGCUCUUCCUCCAACGCCGACAGAUUGAAAUCAAUGUAAAAAUAAACAUGAAGUGAUUUUUUUUAUAUCAAAA
Molecule: messenger RNA, 2331 nt
Organism: Puntigrus tetrazona (Sumatra barb)
Lineage: Eukaryota; Metazoa; Chordata; Actinopteri; Cypriniformes; Cyprinidae
Gene: fastkd2
Product: FAST kinase domains 2
Exons: 12
Coding region: 189-2144 (651 amino acids)
Biological process (GO): mitochondrial RNA processing; regulation of mitochondrial mRNA stability
Cellular component (GO): ribonucleoprotein granule; mitochondrial matrix
Molecular function (GO): RNA binding
Source: RefSeq, a predicted model, not a curated record